AUGAAUUCCACGCCAACUCAUCACCCAAACAUCCCGGCAGGCGACCACAAAGCCUACAUGGAAUAUGCCCUCCAACAAGCCCGUCUCUCGCCCCCACCAAGUUUUGUGUUGGGGCGGUCCUCGUCGACGGGGACCACAGCGAGAUUCUCUCCACGGGAUACUCCAUGGAACUCCCCGGAGACCGACCCGGAGACCCAGAUUGCCGACAAGUACCGCGUCCCCGAAGACCGCAUUGGCGAUGUGUUACCCCCAAAUACCGUGCUUUACACCACCAUGGAGCCGUGCAACAAGAGGCUAAGCGGGAGUCGCACCUGUGUCCAGCGGAUUCUGGCACUGGGAAGCGCAAUCAAAGUAGUCUACGUCGGAAUCAGAGAACCGGAGAAAUUUAUCGGAGAGAACACGGGAAGGAAGCGGCUCGAAGAUGCUGGCGUCGCGGUCGAGUUUGUUGAGGGAAUGGAGGACGAGAUAAUGAAGUCACGGUUUGCAAGACUCGCACUCGCCAUCAUCCCCGGCUUCCUGGUCGGGGUCAAUGCGGCGCUCUAUGAUACCAUCAUUGAAACCCAGUAUGGUGGACUCCAAGGCUACCCAGCCUUCACGAGUGAGCCGGUCGUCAAUUUGACCCACUGGAAAGACAUUACUGUCUGGAAAAACAUCCCCUUUGCCGCCACCACCGGCGGGCAGAACCGCUGGAAAGCCCCCCAGCCGGCCAGCGCGUGGAACGGCACCCGUGAUGCCAAAUCAUUUGGCAAUAUCUGCCCCUCGGCCACGUCGGGGCGCUCAGAGUUCACGAUUGACGAGGACUGUUUGAACCUCAACAUCUGGAGUCCGGCCAGCUCGACGGACGCUAAACUUCCGGUGGUCAUGUGGAGUUAUCCAGCCUUGUCGACGGCGGCUGAUGCACUCUUUGACGGGGGCGGCAUGGCGGAUCAAGGAAUCGUCUUUGUGAAUUACAACUACCGUACCGGUUCCUUUGGUUGGAUGGCACACCCAGAGCUGUCCGAGGAGUUCUACGCCGUGACCGGAUCUAACAGCUCCGGUAAUUGGGGGAUGCUGGACCAAUUUGGCGCGCUGAAGUGGAUCUACGAGAACAUUGCAGCAUUUGGUGGUGAUCCCGAGCAUAUCACCGCCAUGGGUCAGUCAGCAGGGUCUGCCGCCACUCAGCACAUUGUCAACAGCCCGUUAACCAAGGGUCUGAUCGUGGGGGGGAUCAUCGAGAGUGGAGUGCGGGACCCCCAUGAUCCCUUGUGCACUAGUUUGGCGGAGAAUUACAAGACGCUGGACUACGCGCUAGCCCAGGGCGAGCGCUUCAUGGCCAGCCUGAAUUGCACAUCAAUUGAUGAGAUGCGCGAAUUGCCAAUGGACGACCUAAUUGUUUCGGGUGGCACUUUCGGCAGCGACAGCGAAUGGGACUUUACUGCCACGCUGGACUACUAUGCUAUCCCGGACACUUACCUCAACACACUGAUCAAUGGCCUUGGGCAAGAUGUCCCUCUCAUUACCGGCAACACCAAAGACGAGAGCGGCGCAAGCUACGGGCUUAACAUCACGGUGGCUGAAUACCUAGCAGACAUGAAUGGGACAUUCAGCGAGCCAUGGCUGUCCCGAUUCCUGGAGCUCUACCCGGGAAAUACUUCUGUGACGGCCUCGGGAGCCUACAACUCGCAAUGGACAGAUCGCUCCAAAGUAGGCACGUGGUUGUGGUCCCAGCUCUGGGCGACGGCGAAGACAAGUCCAGUCUACACGUACAUCUGGGACCAUGCGCCGCCAGGCCAGGAACAGGGGGCCUACCACGAGUCGGAGAUCAACUACGUGCUGAACAACCUGUAUGGGACAAACCUGCCGUGGACGGCGGAGGAUUAUGCGAUUGCGCGGAAGAUGAAUGGGUACUGGGCCAACUUCAUCAAGACGGGGAAUCCCAACGGGGGUACGCUGACCAAGUGGUCUGCCGCGAGCUCAAACUCGACGGUGCAGCACGUUGGUAACGGAUGGGGAGAGAUUCCGGUGGCUCCUGAUGCGAAGGUGGAGUUGUUUGAGGAAUGGUUUGAAACGUUGGUGGCGUACUAA
Molecule: messenger RNA, 2064 nt
Organism: Aspergillus sclerotioniger CBS 115572
Lineage: Eukaryota; Fungi; Ascomycota; Eurotiomycetes; Eurotiales; Aspergillaceae
Product: alpha/beta-hydrolase
Exons: 3
Coding region: 1-2064 (687 amino acids)
Molecular function (GO): catalytic activity
Source: RefSeq, a predicted model, not a curated record